CAAACAAUCCACUCGUGUUCCCAAACGCUGUGGACCGUGCAGACCAAGAGCAGUGCAGACAGAUGUACGGGAACGGCAACGUUUAUCCUGCUACCAGUGGAACAUUCUUAUCAGCGCUUGCGGUCUAAUGCUGAUUUUUUUUUUUUUUUAAGAGUUUCUCUAACUGAGUGCACUCUUCAGUAGUGCACCCCAGAGAACAUCCACGUUAUUGCUUUUUCUUUUCUUUCAGAAGAGCAAAUAAUUAUUUCACAAGGAAAACAGUCUAGGGAUUGUAGACUGGGCUGUGUUAACCCAAUUUCCCAGAGACAUACAAAAGCCACGCUCCAGCAGGUCCACCUGGACAAGCUGAGGAAGCCGUCCGGUCUCGUUUAGUGGUCCAGGAAGGAGACGGAGUGGAGAAAUUAGCGCGGAAGACAGGAGCAACAAAGAAGCUGGCAGGAUGAACGUCAAGAGUCAUUUGAUUUUCACUCUCUACACUAUUUAUGGGAUUCUGCUGAAAGUGAUGGCUUCAAAAGGCAAAGUUCGAGGUAUCAGUGGUCAGUAUCCUCUGGUUCAAAAUGUCACCGUGACGGCGGGUGGAACAGCAAACCUGACCUGCCGCGUGGAGUAUAAUGACAACACCUCCCUCCAGUGGUCGAACCCAGCACAGCAGACCCUCUUUUUUGGGGACAAGAAAGCUUUAAGGGACAACCGGAUCGAGCUGGUGCGCGCCACAUCGUCAGAGUUGACCAUCAGCAUCAGUGAUGUCACACUGUCUGAUGAAGGCCUGUACACCUGCUCUCUCUUCACCAUGCCGGUCAGAACAGCCAAAGCUUACCUCACUGUCUUUGGUGUGCCAGAAAAGCCGGAGAUCAACGGCCUGACAAAGCCAGCCAUGGAGGGGGACCGCGUCACUCUGACCUGCAUCACUCAAGGCAGCAAGCCCGCCGCCGACCUCCGCUGGUUCAGGAACGAGCAGGAAGUCACAGGUGCCAAAGAAGUGAACGCAAGUGGAAAGACAUUUACGGUGCGGAGUUCUCUGCAGCUACUUGUGACCAGAAAUGAUGACGGAGUGGCCUACACCUGCAGAGUGGACCAUGUUGCACUCGCACAGGCACCCCAGCAGGCCACGGAAGUACUGGAGGUCCACUAUGCUCCCCGUGUGGAAAUCAUCCACUCUCUUGCUGUCCCUCAGGAGGGCCAAUACUUAAAGCUGGAGUGUGUCUCCAGAGGAAACCCAUCACCAGAUCCUGUGAUGUGGACGAAGGACGGUGGUGAACUUCCCGACCUUGACAGGAUAAUUGUUGAGGGGAGGGAGCUCACCUUUACUUCACUCAACAAGACAGACAAUGGCACCUACCGCUGUGAAGCCAGCAACCACCUGGGGACCAGCAGUGCUGAAUAUGUACUUUACGUGUACGACGAACCCACCACCCCGCCUCCAUCCACCACAUCCCCCCUACAUCCCAUCCCUCCAGAUCCUACCGUUCAGUUAAGCACCCACGCCUCAGACCCCACAGUCACUGGCAGCAAAGAUCCCAAUGCGCUGGGGCAGCAUGGCACCGACCAUGCCUUGAUUGGAGGAGUGGUGGCUGUAGUGGUCUUUGUCACCUUGUGUUUAAUCAUUGUUCUGGGAAGAUACCUGGCCAGGCAUAAAGGAACGUAUUUGACGAACGAAGCCAAAGGAGCGGACGAUGCGCCCGAUGCCGACACAGCCAUCAUCAAUGCUGAAGGGCACCACGCGCACGCAGAAGAAAAGAAGGAAUACUUCAUUUAGACUGCAUAGGGAGCGGUGCAGCUCUCUCCCUUUUCCUUCAGUCCCUCUAUUUCUGAUAGUCUCUCUCUUUCUCGCUGUCCCCCACUUUCGUCUUCACCUGUGGCCACUGCUCCCUUUGAGUCAACACAGAGUCCACAGGCAGAGAUGUUCCUCAAGCAUUUUUUUUUUAUCUAUUAUUUCCUUUGGUUCAGCAUUUCUCUUUAUUACAUUUUUACCCUAGAAUUCCUUUUCCUUUUUUGGCAGAUUUAAAAUCGUUUCCCAAAAGCAGCUUUGUGCCGCUGCUGAAGCUCUACCCCGUCUCGCGUUUUUUGCUAGUCUUAGUGACACGAACACCGGGAAAUCUGUAUCUCUGCCAUGGCUGCUUCCUACAUGACCUCUUGUUCACCCCCCCCCCCCCCCCCCCCCCCCACCAAGCAGACACACCACCACACGUUAUAUCUCAUGCCCCCUCCCACACAUAUCUCACUUCAACACGGUGCCUAAAAAUACAGACGCCAUCGAACUUCUGUCAAUGCCUUCAUGUGUCGCCUGUCGGUAGCAAUGUAAUGCCCUGUAGCUCAUUUCAUUGCUUAGCUUACGGCUUUUGAUCAUACAUUGCGUCUUUUUUUUAAUUAUUUGAACAAUUUGUGCUGUUUACGCCUUACACGUGUCUGUCACACUGAAUAUGGUACUUUUAGAUUAUCCACUGCUCCCGACGCCCCCAUCCCCUCUAAAUAAACUUGUAAUUAAGCAGUGGACCCUUUGUAAGAUAAGACGAAGGUUUUUUUUUGUGUAACACUGUAGCAAGGUUUGUCAGAUAAGUGUAUAAUAUGAUUUUCACUAUUAGGGUAGGAGUGAUAAAGGGUAGUGCAGUGUUGUUUAGAGCAAAGAACCCACCAAAAAUAUACGAAGAGUGCGUAGAUGAAGCUUUUUUGCUAAAUCUGCUGGCCCUGUGUACUUUACUCUGCACAUCCCUGCGCCAUGCAGUCAGCAGUUUGAUAAAAUGUUUUAAACGCUAUCUGGACAGCAUACAGCAGUGUGUGUUUUUACAUUAAUGGUUCGGAUGUACAGGAAGAAAUCUCCACGUCUUAAAAUCUGUAAAAAAAAUUGUAUUGAAAUUCUUUUAACUAUUCACAUUUUAAUAAUUUACUUUACGUUCAUGUCACAAUAAAGUCAUGUUACAGCUUAAGGACCUCAUGAAAUAUACAGAGAACCAUUUAAUGUUUCUGUAAGAACAAAAUGAGAACAGUGACGGUAUGUUUAGGCAGUCCAGUGUUGAACAUUUUAGACAUCUUUUUUUUUUUUUGUACUUUUGAUCAAUGCCUCAUUAGUUUGAGGUGCAGGUAGCUUUAAGACGUUACAGGUCUACACGUAAAAAUGACUUGUAACAAAUAAUUUAUUGUCAGUUCAUAUAUAUAUAUCAAACAGUACAAGUUACCUAGACAUGCCUUUUCAGGAGUCUCUGUACAUUUGCCUGUGUUCAGUUUCCAUGGUAAAUAGCUGUAGUGUUGGCUGUCACUCAGUAGUAGUCUCCACCACUUCCAAUACAGCUUUGGGUUUCAGCUAAAAUAUUCCUAACAGCACCAGGCUAGAGGUGCUGCUGUAGAUCCAAGACCCUUAGCAUCAGCGCAGUAAGAUGCCCACUAGCUUGGUUGCUCAUCCAACUGGAUUAAAAUAUGUGACUAUAACGUCGGUCAAAAACAAAAACAGCAGUUUUUCAACUGCAGUGGUAAAAUAAUCUAUACCGUUAUCCAGGAGACAAAGAGUUGCAGCAAAAAGCAGUUAUGCGUCAGUCUUCAAACGCAUCAUUUUCUUGCGUCCUCAUUCUUUCAAUGAGGUCAGCUAGCUGCCUCUUCAGCAGUUGGCCUUGCAGCUUCACCGUAUCAAGCUUUCUUUUAUCGUACACGCAUCCUCAAAGGUUAUCCUUAACGAAAAAUGAAACAAAAAAUAUUGAACCAAAGCGCACGGAAGCCCUAAAGUAAACCUACUUGUCCUUGAACAAAAGAGACUGGUGCAGAACUGAGCGCACCCAUUAUUUGAUUGGUGAAAUUCAGUCAUCACUUUAUACCGUCAAUAACUGAUAGUAAUUUUCAGACUGCCACUUUUUUGUUUUUUCUUUCACUAGUUUUUGAGGAGCAAAUUUAAAUUGCUGUUUCCAACUAGUACAAAGUUUCCAACUUUUUUUUUCCAUUUACUCAGUCACAGUUCCAUUUCAUGAGGUCUUCAAGUGAACAAAAUUAAAUCAGAGAGAAAUGCUCAGAGUGCUGGGUCAUAGAUCUGCAUGGGCCCCAUUUCCAAAAACUGGAGACAAACAGAGAAGCACAAAAUUUGACAGAAGGAGUUACUGUGUUCCUUUGCCAACAACUAAAUUGCCUUGGGAAUGGUUCUUUUAAUCUAAAAGGUAGAGGAAAGAUGAAAAAGCUGCAGUGCAUCUUUUUGAAAAUGUAAGCUAAGUAAUUUUUUAUAUUAAAAAAGUCUAAUAUUGUUGGUUUAAAUUGUAUCCCGCUCCAUGUUAGAUAUAUUGUGUCUGCUAAAAUGUGGUUGACUGUAAAAAAAAAAAAAAGAAAUUGCUGUUAAAUUCUGGACUCCUGUAUUCCUUCGAAUUUGUAUAUUUGCCAGCUUCCCUAUUUAAUUUCAUUUAUAAGAAGACUUUAUAAAAAUUGUGUUUUGUUUUUGUGCAAAGCAUGUACAUAAUGUGGAAAAACAACACGUUGGUACUACACAUUAGCAUGAGUUUUGUUCUUUAUUUUUACAUCUAAUUUAUUUAAACUGAAGUUACUGAGCAGAGAAUCACAACAGAAAGACAUUAAACUUGAACAUUUUAUUUGACCUGUUUAGAUGCUGAGAGUCUGCUGGAUGAAAAUAUGACAAUAAACACAUAAAGUUGAACGUUAAUUCAGGUACAUUUGGGCAUAAAUUGAUGUAAGCAGGCUAUUUAUCUCUGAAAGAAAUUCUAGAAUUGCUUUUAUAUGCAAUGCCCAAAAUGGGAAUUACACUAUUAUUUAAGAAGAUCAUGAAGAAAGGCAUACUAAUACAGCAAGAUUUUUUUUAUUAUUUCAUGUUGGUGGCAAAAAAAAAAAGAAAAGAAACUCACCAGCUUCUUUAUUAGGUAUCGUCAGAGAGAGUUGUGUGCAGAAAAAAAGAUUUCAUUGAUGUCAGAGCUUAGAAAAGAAUGAACAGACCAGCUUGAUAUGAUAGACAGGCAACAGUAGACCAAAUAAAUACCCGUAACUAAAAGGGAACGGGGAUUGCCUCCUCUGAACACACGUCAAAUUUCAAACUUAGAGCAGAUGAGCUACAGCAGCAGAAUACCACCCUGGGUGCCCCUCCUGUUAGCUAAGAGCUCUAAACUGAAGUUACAAACCACAGAUUUACCAAAGGCGGACUACAGGAGAACAGUUCAGGAUGGUCGUGUAAUGGUGUGCAGGGAUAGUUCUAUGGCACAUUGUACACAUCUUACAAACUGGGCAUCAUUUAAAUGCCAGAACCCUUCAUGUUGCAGUGUGCCCAUCUUCUGAUGCUCACUUCCAGCGUAAUAAUGCACCAUGCUACAAAGCUCAGAUCAUCCAGCUGUUUUUUUUUUUUUUCUUUACAUGAGUUUAUUGUACUCUAGUGGCCUUAACAGUGUUCAGAUCUCAGUCCAACACUGCGUCUUUGGGAUGUGGUGGAACAGGGGAUUCGCAUUAUCGAUGUACAGCCAACAAACCUGUUGCAUCUUGGUUCUAUUAGGUCAAUUUGGACCAAAACGUCUAACGAAUGUUUCAAAAACGUCAUUCAGUCCGCCACAAAGAAAGAAUGAAGCUCUGAAGGCAAAGGGGGGGGGGGGUCCUAUCCUGUAGUGGCAAUGUGUACCUAAUAAAGUGGUUGGUGAGUGUAUAUGAGGUAUCAGUGGUGAAACGUAGUAAAUUUCUGUUUCUUUUCAGACAUAAUUUCUAUUUUUUUUUUUUUUUGUAUAGGUUUAAAGAAAUUUGGCUUACUUGGCCUCCUGUAAAAGUGUGAUAAACACCAACAGCACUAAUCUGUGUGGACAUAAAUUAUCACCAAGGGCAAUAAAAAGUGGGCCCAGCUGUCUCCAGUUUGGUGGCCAGUUUACAACAUUAUGCAAAUAAGGCUGGAUGGCAAAGGUCUCGCUCUGUGCGGCCAAACUGAUCAUAACUGGAGUGAAUCACAUGUUAGGAUCCUUAAGGUCAAUAUCAGUGUAACUUUGGCUUUUCACAAUGUAUGUAUGAUUACAUAUCUUUUACUCACUGUUAUCACAAUUUUCCAUGAUUUACACUUUUGUGCACUUCAACUUUCACCACACUAUUAACGGAUUUAGCUUGUUUUUAAAAGGCCUUGCCUUUAUCAAUCACAUGUGUGCAGAAGCAAUUGUCACAAUAUAAUUGUAACUUAUCAGUCUUAAAUGACGGACGGUAACAGUUGCAUUUUCUGUUGCAUUUCAUCUGUGUGUCCAUCUUAGAAAUGAGAAGGGUUAGGAUGUGAUAUUUAACGAAAGGUCUGCAGUGAUGAGUUGGUGUUGGCGUUCCAAAUGAAAAGGUGCCAUUUACUGAAUUAUGCACUCUGACCAUUACAAUUUGAUGGAGAUUUCUUAGUAACUGUUUAAAUGUGUGUUUUUUUCUCUCUUUUGAAAAUAACUGUAAAUAUCUGGUUUGAAAUGAAAGUACUGAGUUGAUUUAUUGCAAUGGCUUUUUAUAAUCAUUAGACCAAACUUAAAUCAAUGUGUUCAAUUUUUUUUAUUUAAUUUUUUUUUUUAACAGCUUAUCUCAUGCUACCAUGCACAACUUUUAAUAUCCAUACACCAAUGUACAGAUUCAAUUGUAGCUGUUCUUUUUCUUCAUUUUUAGUGAUGGUUAAAGAAACUAAGCUUUAAAAAAAAAACUAAUUCCCAAUUUUUGUGUCGGGUGUGGUAGCAGGAUCACGGGCUUGAAACUUUAUCAUUAAAAGCACUAACAUACUGCUAUUGCAAUGCCAUUUUCUUUAAGCGGCAGUCAAUUUUUUUUUCCCCUCUAAUUUCCUGGCUCAUGACAAACCCUUUUUCUUUUGCUGAAGGUGUGACUAGUGUGGGUGAGGUUGUGCAUUUAUGCAGAUUAAGCAGCACAAUACUGGCAGCAAUUUUGGCAGGAAAUUGCUUGCAAUUUUAUGACCAAUUUUCACGUUGGCUACACACCACUGCAAAUUUGCUAAAAACACCCUUUUCCCUCUUUUGCUACAGGUCAGGUUGUCUAUGCCUGACAGAUUUACAGCCAGGUGCAAAUAAACUGUUUGCCUGAAGUUAAAUAAUUAGAUGAGCUAUCCCAGCACUAUUUUAUCUACUUGUUUAGAAUUAUCAGUCAAAUAAUCAAACAUGGAGUAAAAUAACAUGUGGGUUUGUGAAAUAAACCAGAAAAGAUUAGGUUUCUCUCAUUAAAAGAGCUGCUGCAGAUGGUAAAUGUGUAUAUUAUUGUGUAAUAAGCUAAAAUGAUGUAAUCAGGAAAAAUUGUGUCUUGUAAAGAAAAUUCAUCUAAAAAAAACUGGACAUUAUAAUUAAAUGAGCAAGGUUUUUAAUGUUUACCUGUCCCCUUAUUUUGCACAUUUGCUUCUUUUAUACAUCAGAGGUGAGCUGAUGUGUCUUUUAAGCAUGCUUAAAGGGAUAGUUUGGAUUUUCUGAAGUGAUGUUAAUUUAUGUUACUAUCAGUAAUAGUCCCUGUAUCUAUAGUGAUAGAUGUCAGUAUAAUGUGACUCAAAGAUGACUCAAAUUGAAAAAUCUUGUUUUCAUCCAUGAGAUGCCAUUAUAUAUUAGUUGAUUUUAAAGGUAUAGCGUAAUAAUAAGUAAUAGGUAAGUAAGUAAUCAACUACUUACUUAUUACUUACUAUUACUGUAUCCUGUGAGCUUCUGUUUCAGCCGUUAAUAGUAGCAAUGCUGCCUUCACAGUAUAGUUUGAAAAUAGCUGAAAGUUGCAAGAAGCAAACCGUCUUACAAGUUUAUGAGAAGAAGAGAAAGGCCUCUGAAAAAAAUAAAGCAAGCGCAUAUUCAGGAGAUUCUUUCCCACAAUCCUCGGGAGGAGCAGAAGAGCUGGUGGGAUGGUCUUGCACGGGUGCGGUUAUUCCAAAGCAGCGGCCGUUUCUUACCUACAUUUCCAGGAAAAAUCAUCCACUUAGUAUCUGUAUUUUCACAGGAGACCGUUAACAAGUGUGUGUCUGUUUUAUCAGCAGAAUAGCUUCCCUCUUGCUACCCUGCAUUCACACUGGUUGCCGUCUGUAUCAAUCCGCCAAGAGUGGGGAUAAUUAUUGGACAGAGAGAGAGGUUUCAAUUAGUAUGUUCCUGUGAUUUCCAGAUCUCAAAGCUAUUUGGAAAUUAUCACUACUAACUGGAAAUCAACCGAUCCUAAGUCCUGAGCGUCGUAAUGCAGUUGACGACGACAGCUGAAGUUAUUUUAAAUUUGUCAAAUGAGUAAAAGGUGAGAGGUCCAGCUGACUAGCCAUUAGCUUUCCUUUGCAACACAGAGAGAAGGCAUCUGCCUUGUUUUCGACAAGGAUGCCUUCCAUCAGUGUUGUCAGCUACAGGUAAGGGUACUAACACUGAUGACAUUUUUACUGAACCUCACUUCAGAAAAUAUGAACUAUCCCUUUAAAACUGCUCCUGGAGCAAACCUGAUGACGUUUUCUUUCUCAAAGUCCCCAUUCUUUCGUACAUUUGACUUUGAAGCAGUAGGCCUGUUCAUAGUAAUGAAGAAAUUUCACCAAGUCACUAAAGGUUGAUGUGAAAAUGACAUUGGUUGUGGCUUAGAGGCUGGUCGUUUUGUUUGGUUCUGAUUUUUCUGUUUACUAUAACUUGGGUUUUCAUUUUGAUGCCAUUCCUCUGUCCUGUCUAUGCUCUCCUGGCUCUCCACAUGCCUUUGCUGUACAGUUUAGCUUCAUUGUAACUCUUUGUUCCCCCUGAAAUCAUCACACUAACAUCAAUCAGCCCAGUUUCUACAUUGUCACACUGAUGACAACGUGUGACACAAUCGCAUGUAGUAAUGUGCUGUUAUUAUUUUUAUCUGUUUUUUUUUUUCUUUUGCAUCUCAGGAAUAUAUUUCAUUUGGGAUUUCUUUUUUUUUUUUUCCUUUUUGGUGGUUUCCUGUUUUAAAAUGGGGACUUGUGAGCACUUAUCACUCUACUGGUCCCUGUAUGCUUACACCAUGUAUUUGUUCAGUUUAAAAUUACCACGAUGUUAAUAAAAUUAUUCAGUGAUUCUUCAGUAA
This is a messenger RNA of Fundulus heteroclitus (mummichog), 8958 nucleotides long. RefSeq names its product cell adhesion molecule 2a (gene cadm2a). Bases 440 to 1756 code for a protein of 438 amino acids. The record is from RefSeq and is a predicted model, not a curated record. The transcript has 11 exons. NCBI's taxonomy places the organism in Eukaryota, Metazoa, Chordata, Actinopteri, Cyprinodontiformes, Fundulidae.